Molecule: messenger RNA, 1427 nt
Organism: Oryctolagus cuniculus (rabbit)
Lineage: Eukaryota; Metazoa; Chordata; Mammalia; Lagomorpha; Leporidae
Source: RefSeq, a predicted model, not a curated record
CGGUCUCUUAUCCCUGGUCAGGGGGGAGCCCCGCACAGAGGAUGGAGACGCCCCCAGCGCCGCCAGUUCCCCGACUCCAGGACCCGAGCCCAGCAGAGGGGCGCGCUGCCCAGGGGACGGCGGGGCCCGAGCCACGGAGGAGGAAAGAGCAGGAAGCCAGGAAGGCAGGAGGGCCUCCGAUCCGGCCUCGGAUUCCAGCGCCGAGCCCAGGCCCCGGGAGCCUUGUUCAGGAGAGGAAAGCAGGGAGACAGGGGAAGGGGUGCACGGAGCAGCCGGGAGAGGAGACGCCGGCCCCGGGCCACGCUGCCUGGCGCCCCUUCGGAGGCCCCUGCUCAGUCAGUCCGGCAAGGACCCAGAGGAAGAAGACAGUGAGGAGGAGGAGGGCCCUGCUGACAGGGCAGCUGAGGAGGAGGGAGGAGCUGAGGCUUCCUCUCCCACCCGUGCAACAAGUGCCUUGGUGAGGGCCUGGGUGUGUCGGCCAGGAGAGGACACGGAAGAUGACAGCGACGAGGGAUCAGCUGAGGAGGAUGGAGAAGCUGAGGAGUGGGGAGAAGCUGAGGUUUCCUCUCCCACCUGUGCAACAAGUGCCUUCGUGAGGGCCUGGGUGUGUCGGCCAGGAGAGGACACGGAAGAUGACAGCGACGAGGGAUCAGCUGAGGAGGAGGGAGGAGCUGAGGAGUGGGGAGAAGCUGAGGUUUCCUCUCCCACCCAUGCAACAAGUGCCUUCAUGAGGGCCUGGGUGUAUCGGCCAGGAGAGGACACAGACGAUGACAGCGACGAGGGAUCAGCUGAGGAGGAUGGAGAAGCUGAGCCCCCUGCCUUCCGAGUGGCCGUCUACCUACCUGGAGAGAAGCCACCCCCUCCGUGGGCUCCUCCUAAGCUGCCCGUCCGGCUGCGAAGGCGGCUCAAGGUCUCAGAGGCCCCGGCCCGCGGUCCGGACCCUGAGACUCCCCUGGCCAGAAAGGUGCGCUUCUCUGACAAGGUCACCGUCCAUCUCCUGGCUGUGUGGGCGGGGCCGGCCCAGGCUGCCCGCAAGGGCCCUUGGGAGCAGUUCGCCAGGGAUCGGAGCCGCUUUGCCCGCCGCAUCGCCCGGGCCCAGGAGGAGCUGGGCCCCUGCCUCAGCCCUGCAGCCCGGGCCAGAGCCUGGGCGCGCCUCAGGAACCCACCCUCCUCCCUGGGCCCCAUCCUCGCCCCCGCCCACACGUUGCCUUCCUCCCCCGCCUCUCCCAAGUCCCCAGUCCAAGCCAUGGCCCUGUGCCAAGCCGUGGCCACACCCUCUCCCUCCCCGCCUACUGAAACCCCAUCUCCCUGCCUGGGCCUCAGUGGGAGGCGUGGCUAAGACCAAGUUUGUUUGUGUGUUAUUUAUUCAUCAUUUUCUUAAGUAUUUAUUUAUGCAAAAAUAAAGCCUUUGGAUUUGUAGCAAGCAA